AUGAUUGGCACACGCAAGACUGGCCUCCGCGGCCUGUUCCUGCUCUUGUUGGCAUCCUCGUCAACGGCAUUCUAUAUUCCUGGCUGGUCAAUCAAGACCUACAAGGAUGGCGAGCUGGUGCCUCUGAUGGUCAACAAGGUCUACUCAGACAACACACAGCUCCAAUAUGCCUACAACGACUUGCCAUUCACCUGCUCCCCGACGGGGAACCACAAGGCUGGGGGCGGCUUACUGAGCGGCCAGAGCGUGCCCUUGAAUCUGGGGGAGGUGCUGCGCGGCGACCGCAUCAUUACAUCCGACAUGGAGCUCGCCAUGGCAAAAGAUACACCGUGCACACUGCUCUGCAAUAAGGAGCUAUCACGUCGCGAUAUGCGCUGGACAAAAGAGCUGAUUCGGGAUGGGUACGUGGCUGAGUGGAUCGUGGACAAUCUGCCUGGCGCAACCAGCUUCGUCACUGCCGACAAGACGCGCAAGUAUUACGCUGCAGGCUUCAAGUUGGGAUAUACAGAGGCUUCGCCAAAGACUGGAAAGCUUCACUACUAUCUCAACAACCACCAUACUAUUGUCAUCCGGUACCGCAGAGCACCGGGCCGAGCCGGCGAUCGUGGUGAAAAGGUCGUUGUGGGGUUCGAGGUCUAUCCCAAGAGCGUCGGAAACGGGAACAAAAAGGACAGUGCGGGAUGCCCGGUGGACAUUCAGAACGUCGACCAGCCCUUUGAGCUGUACAUUGCCCCCAACAAGACGACUGAUGCGUCGUUGAAGUAUGAUGGCUUGUCGUACCACCCUCAUGAGGUGGAAGACGAUGACAACAGCCCUGGCUCCCUGAACAUUCCUUACACAUACUCCGUCUACUUCCGCGAAGACGAGAGCAUCGAAUGGGGCCAUCGCUGGGACCUCUACUUUGUGAACCAAGAGGAAGGCACACGCAUUCACUGGAUGGCCAUCAUUAACUCGCUAAUUAUCUGUGGGCUCCUGACGGGUAUUGUCAUGAUUAUCCUCGCCAGGACUAUUCAUAGCGAUAUCAACAAGGGCAUUUCGGCGGAAGAGGGGAAAGCUAGGGGCAAGAGGGCGGCUAGGCCCAAGGGCGAGCAAACUACGGGCUUGUUAAGUCAGGGGCCCGACGACAAGAAUGAUGAGGACGACUUGUCCGACGAGGGCGGGGCGCUGGAAGAGGCCACGGGCUGGAAGCUGCUCCACGGAGACGUAUUUCGGAAGCCGGCGCUGGGAACGCUUCUGGCGCCCCUUGUCGGGUCCGGGAUGCAGCUGUUCUUCAUGGCCAUAGGACUGGUCUUGCUUGGUGCAUUGGGGGUCUUGAAUCCCAGCUUCCGAGGCGGCUUCAUCAGCGUUGGAGUCGGCCUGUUCAUAUUUGCGGGACUCUUCUCCGGCUACUUUUCUGCUCGCGUCUUCAAGAGCUUCGACGGAGCUGAUCAUCGCGCAAACGCACUGGUCACAGCCUUGCUGUUUCCCGGCCUCACGUUUGGGCUUGUCUUUAUCCUCAAUCUCUUCGUAUGGGCCCAGGCGUCCAGCACGGCGAUACCCUUUGGAACACUGGUGGCCAUUCUUGUUCUCUGGCUCUGCGUACAGGUGCCGCUUGUGUAUGCAGGAUCUCACUACGGGUUCCACAAGGCCGGUGCUUGGGAGCAUCCUACUAAGACGACGACGAUUCCUCGACAGGUGCCUCGGCAGGCCUGGUACAGCAAAUCGAUCCAGGCAGUGCUUCUCGCAGGCUUGAUCCCGUUUGCCGUCAUCUUCAUCGAACUGCUAUUCGUUUUUCAGUCGAUCUGGCAGGACAAGAGCAGCUACUACUACGUCUUUGGCUUCCUGGCAGUGGUACUCGCCAUUCUCAUGGUCACCAUUGCCGAAGUGACCAUUGUGACCAUCUAUGCCCAGCUCUGCGCCGAAAACUACCACUGGUGGUGGCAGUCCUUCUUCGUUGGCGGCGGGAGCGCCUUUUGGGUGUUUCUCUAUUCGAUAUGGUACUAUUUCUUCAAGCUGCACAUUAGCGGCUUUGUGAGCAGCAUGCUCUUCUUUGCGUACAGUUUUAUGGCGUGCUGUGUGUAUGGAUUGUUGACGGGCACCAUUGGAUUCUUGAGCGCAUAUGCCUUUGUGCGCAAGAUAUACAGUGCCAUCAAAGUAGAUUGA
This is a messenger RNA of Trichoderma citrinoviride, 2142 nucleotides long. RefSeq lists its product as hypothetical. The transcript has 3 exons. The record is from RefSeq and is a predicted model, not a curated record. Gene Ontology annotation, biological process: vacuolar transport; protein localization to membrane. The coding region runs from base 1 to 2142 and encodes 713 amino acids. Gene Ontology annotation, cellular component: membrane; Golgi apparatus. Lineage: Eukaryota; Fungi; Ascomycota; Sordariomycetes; Hypocreales; Hypocreaceae.